CUGAUAAUUCAUAAUCGACCCAUAUGAUAUGUUGGCUCGCACAGUUGCACCAUCAGGUCACCACUCGCAACAAGUGGCGAUGACGACGAGUGAAGCAGAACACGCUAUUUCCCCCACAAAUCCAGCCUGAAAAUAGGCAAGAAGGCAUGUGUUCACUUACAAACUCAGCUUCCUAAUUCUCUCUCUCUUCAAGUUACUCUCUCGCUUUCUUCACCUAGAUUGCCCUUUACUUUCUCUCUCUAGAUCCCCAAUUUCAACUACCCAUUUCAUUUUUUAUAGUCAAUGAUUCAUUUGCAUGUAAUGCUCGGUGCCCAUUCCCCAGAUCUGAAUAUUGUGCGUCACUUGAUGGUGGGUUCUUGAUAAUGGCGUAGUUAAGUGGGGUUUUGAGUUCAAAUCUUGACGAGGAAAAAAUGGGAUCCGGUGGUAGCAAGAGCAGGACUACCUGUGGUGCGUCUUCAUCAUCUGGUCGCCGGAAGGGGAGAAGUAAAGGGAGUAGGGUUUUUCAGUCUUCUUGCCUUGGAGGCUCUUCUCAUGACACCAGUCAUCUUUGUGAUCAUGAUAGCAAAGAAAAUGGAGGCAAUGCUUCAUCUAACGCUCAGAUUGAAACAGAGUCGGGUCAGGUCAAAAGUGACGGGGGAAAGGUAAAAGUUGAGCAAUCUGGUGAACGCUGUUUAUCAUCUAAUGCUGAGCUAGAUGAGUGCAGCCAGGCCAGUAUCACAAAUACGGCCUCUAGGAUAGGUAGCAGCUCUGCUCGAGCUGCUCCGACCUUGACUUCUCAAAGUAGCUUUCUAUCUCGCUUUAGUUUCCUUCCUGGUAAUGUCAGCUUUAGAUUAAACAGAGCAACCAGUUUAGGGUCAUCCAGGGCUUAUCGUAUCCCUUCUACAAAUCUCCAAAUGCUGAAUGAUGAAGAAGAGAUUCAUCUGCAGCCAAGAUCAGCCGACAGUGUCUCUGCUGGAAAUUUGACUCGACAAAUUAGUGAUCUUCUACCUACAACUCGCUCACAGCAGCAUGAAGAGAUUUCUGCUCAUCUACAGCAACGCAAUCGAGUAUCUAAUUUCUUGAAUAUUAAUGGAGGCAAUCAUACAAAUUCUUCUGCUCAUGGUGCACACGGAGAUAGGGGUAGCACCAAAGUAGGGAAUAGUGGAACCUCACGAUCUCCAAGAAUUUAUAAUGACUCGGAUAGUUUUGAGUCUAGAAUUUCCGAUAGAAGAAUUGGAGCACAAGAACCUGUUGAACGUAAUGUUUGUUUUAGCCGAACCCUAAGUGUUGGAAGACUUCGAGACAGAGUUCUUCGUCGAUCACCACCAUCUUAUAGCACAUCUUGUCCUUUGCAACAAGAGAGAGCAUCAGGAGAUGCCAGUCAGUUAAGUGGGAGACAAUACUUGGGUAGUGAAAUGAGAAUAUCAGAAUCUGAAGGUGACAGUUUGAACCGUCCAACUACAUCUGGUUAUCCUCCUUCUAGCACCUCUAGCUCCUUUUUCAGUGUUCACGAUCAUGAGCUGGAAACUGCACGAUCAAGAGACACUAGGUAUCAUGACCUACUGGAACAUAGGUCAAAUUUCCUUGAGCGGAGAAGGAGAAUAAGAUCUCAGGUUCGUGCUCUUCAGCGAUUGGGAAGCCGUUUUGAGAAUCUCUCUGGACAUGAGAGGUCAUGUAUAUUAUCUGGUCAUCAUAGAACAGGUCGUUGUACAUGUCGUACAACUAAUCGGGAUGCCAACUCAAAUGAUGAUACUAGUGCUAGAGCUAGCAUUUCAAGAAUUGUGAUGUUAGCUGAAGCUCUAUUUGAGGUUCUGGAUGAAAUUCACCAGCAAUCUGUGGUGCUAUCCUCUCAGCCAUCACUGUCUUCACUUGGAUCUGUACCUGCACCUAUUGACGUAGUGGAGUCUUUGCCAAUCAAAUUAUACACCAAGUUGCAAAAACAUCAGCAUGAAGAGGCAGCUCAAUGCUAUAUAUGCCUUGUGGAGUAUGAGGACGGGGACAGUAUGCGGAUGUUACCUUGCCAUCAUGAAUUCCACAGAACAUGCGUGGACAAGUGGUUAAAGGAAGUUCACAGGGUUUGUCCACUUUGUCGCGGGGAUGUCUGCAGAUCCGAUUCUCUUCCCUCAGAGAACUGAGGUGGCUUCAUCAGCUGAUGAACUCUCAUAAAGAUUCUGAAAAUCCCUUUCCUUGAGGACAUGUGAAUGGUAAAACUUAAAAGAAGGGUGGUGAUGUUUUAGGUUAGAGCUGCGGUUUUGAAAUUCUGCAGUUAUUUAUUUGGGAGGGGGAAAUGGAUGGAUGGGAUCAUGGGAGGAACAGGGUUCUUUUAUUUGUUAUAUUUGGAAAAUCUUUACGAGGGAAAUGAAAAAAAUGUAUCUGAAAUACCAAGAAUUAAUAACAUCAAAAACACCAUUUCAUCUUACAAA
This is a messenger RNA of Mercurialis annua (annual mercury), 2402 nucleotides long. RefSeq lists its product as uncharacterized. The record is from RefSeq and is a predicted model, not a curated record. Bases 411 to 2114 code for a protein of 567 amino acids. Lineage: Eukaryota; Viridiplantae; Streptophyta; Magnoliopsida; Malpighiales; Euphorbiaceae. The transcript is spliced from 6 exons.